Xyrauchen texanus (razorback sucker) is the source of this 4333-nucleotide messenger RNA. RefSeq names its product runt-related transcription factor 3-like. The transcript is spliced from 9 exons. Gene Ontology annotation, cellular component: nucleus. The coding region runs from base 238 to 1593 and encodes 451 amino acids. Gene Ontology annotation, biological process: hemopoiesis; regulation of transcription by RNA polymerase II; neuron differentiation. NCBI's taxonomy places the organism in Eukaryota, Metazoa, Chordata, Actinopteri, Cypriniformes, Catostomidae. The record is from RefSeq and is a predicted model, not a curated record. Gene Ontology annotation, molecular function: DNA-binding transcription factor activity, RNA polymerase II-specific; ATP binding; RNA polymerase II cis-regulatory region sequence-specific DNA binding.
GUUACCACGGAGAUCACCGCUGUGACAGACACCUGAACUUUCAACUAUCUGUCUAUCUGGUGUAAAACCAUGUAGAAACUACAACAACCAGCUUGAGAAAGAGAGUUUGAUACAGAGAGAGAGAGAGACAGAGAGGGAGAGAGAGAGAGAGUUGUCGUCAUCAAAGGUGAGUCCAUCUCAAGGCUGUAGUCGUUAAGGCAGUGGAGAGGCCAGUUCUUUGCCUCCUGAAAGGGACAUAUGGCUUCAAACAGCAUCUUUGACACGUUCUCCAGUUACUCGUCCAGUUUACUGCGAGACCCGACCACGAGCAGACGGUUCACGCCGCCCUCCGCCUCGUUCCCCUGCGCCAAAGUGAGCGAGAGCCCGAGUAUGAGCGCAUCAGGUCCGCUGAGAACCGGACGGCACUUGGAGAACCGCUCCGUGGUGGAUGUGCUGGCGGAUCACGCCGGAGAGCUGGUGCGCACGGACAGCCCGAACUUUCUGUGCUCGGUUCUGCCGUCACACUGGAGGUGCAACAAAACUCUUCCCGUGGCUUUCAAGGUUGUGGCUCUGGGUGAUGUUCCUGACGGGACUCUGGUGACGGUGAUGGCGGGAAAUGAUGAGAAUUAUUCCGCGGAACUGAGAAACGCGUCUGCCGUCAUGAAGAACCAGGUGGCGCGAUUCAACGACCUGCGCUUCGUUGGCAGGAGUGGCAGAGGAAAGAGCUUUACCCUGACCAUCACUGUAUUUACUGGACCACCCCAGGUCGCCACAUACCACCGCGCUAUUAAAGUCACUGUAGACGGACCCCGGGAGCCAAGGCAAGGAAGUCAUAGAGGUUUUGAACAACAUGAGGGUCACCGUGUGAAGCCAGAUGACCCUCACAAGCAAUUCUCCGAUCGUCUAAGCGAUAUUGAGCGUUUCCAAAGGGCCAGUCUGAGGAUGAACCCUGGCAACGGGAACGCACGCUCCCACCAAUCACAUUACAGCCCCUCCAGCACUUCACAGAUAUCAGGAUUAUGGCCAGAUCAGAUCGACACUCCUGCAUUGAAGACAUGCAAAUUGGAAGACGAUUUACGCUGGACAAGUACAGAUCUGUUCCAGCAGAGAACAUCAUUCCCAUCUCUCUCUCCAUUAACGGCUUCUCGUUUCUCUGAUUCACACAUGCAUUACUCGGGUCCCUUCACUUACUCCCCCAACCCGUCCAGCACUGGAAUCGGCGGUCUCAGCGUGGCCGGGAUGCCUGCCUCCAGCCGCUAUCACACCUACCUGCCACCUCCGUAUCCUGGCAACCAGAACCAGAACUCCCACUUCCAGACCAACUCCUCGCCAUAUCACUUGUACUACGGCACCGGAUCUGGCUCCUACCAGUUCUCCAUGGUCCCGACCGGCGGCGGCGUGGGAACCGGGGGCGAACGGUCACCAACUCGCAUGCUGACGUCCUGUACCGCGGCAGGAGGAGGCGGGGGCGCCACAGGCGGGAACAACAGUCUGAUCAACGCUAGCCUCGGUAACCAGAGCGACGGGGUGGAUGCCGACGGUAGCCAUAGCAACUCGCCCACGGCGAUGAACGCUUCAACGCGCAUUGAUGAGUCUGUCUGGAGGCCUUACUGAGAAAUAGAGCACAGAGAAACUGAGUGUCUUUAAAAGAGAGCACAAUUAAGAGAAGUCUUGCAUGUUUGAUUGUUUUUUUUUUCCCGUCAUUCUAUGCCCACAUCUAUUGCUUCCAAGACAACCAAAGACAUUGAGUAGCCAGAGAUGCUCACAAACAGUGAAGAAUGGACAGAAAUGGACCUCAAAAUAGAGGAGGAAACAAGUUUCACAAUAAAAAGAAGGUGUACAUAGAAGAGUAAAAAUUAUCAUUAAAAACUAAAAAAAGGCAUCCCAUAGUAAUAUAUCAGGAACUUUUGUGUUACCAAAAAAAGCUGAUCAACCAAAGAAACAAAAGCAAGUGAUAUAUGGAGAUAUUCUUAAAAAAAAAGACAAUUUAUCCAGCCUUUAAAACCAAUCUGCCUUUUGUUUUGGACCAUGAGAUGCUGCAGAGAUCACAAGCAUUUGUCAUACAGACAUUAUGAAAGAACUCAAAGCUUCACAUAGUUGCAGGACUUUGGUGGUGUUGGCCUUAAAUGGCAAAGUGUUUGACUUUUAAUGUGUAAAUACAUCACAAAUGUACUUAAGAAUACAAAGCUGUGGCCCACGGGUUUCAGGUACUUCCCAAAUGGCUGCAAUAGUCUUUAAAUGAUAAGAUAUGAUCAUAUAUAAUAAAUACAAGCCUGGGUCAGUGUGAGGUACUGUUAUGCAAUCUCAGCGAAUUAAUUUUUCAGUGAAAGGAUUUUAGCGGGUAUCUCACAAAAGCCGUCAAGAACAUUUCUGGGUCGUAUUUCAUGCCAAAAUCAAAUGAAAUUCAAUCAAAUCAAGCCUGUUAUAGGACUAAUAAGAAUUUCUGCAUUAUUUUCAUGGCAUUUAAGCACAUUUCAUUCCCAAUUCUUAUUACUAUAAUGCAAAAAUACUCAUUAGUUUAGUUUGAAAAAGAAAAAAUAUAUAUAUUUAAACUGUAACGUAUUUAUACAUCAUGGUAGUAUCUGGUUAUUGCGAUCAUUUUUACUGUAUUAUAGUAUUAAAAAUCAAAUGAGAAUAAUUAGAGUUGCAAAAAAAAUAAGCAAAAGCACCCAUGUUUUAACAUAAAUGAGAAUUUGGGCAUAAAAUGUGUUUAAUUGUAAUGAAAAUAAUGUGAUAUCUUUAGGGGUUUAUUUUAUUCAUGUAAACGAAAUAAAAUUGAACAAAGCCUGUUUUUAGGACUAUAAAACAUUUUUUUAUUAUUAUUAUUUCCAUUACAUAUUAGCACAUUUCCUCCCCAAUUUUCACUACCAUAAUGCAAAACAAUUCAAUUAUCAUACAUAUUAUUUGAAAAAUAAAAAAUAAAUUUUUUUUUAAAUAUAUAUAUAUAUUUUGGGUUGACGGUUUUUGUGAGAUUCACCCUUCAGCUGUGGGUUUGUCAUUUUUUAAAUCGCUUAUAUAUGUGAAACAAAACCAUGUCUAUAACCCAGAGACAGACAGACGUUUGUGUUUUUUUAUUAUUUGGCUUCUUGCUUUGCGGCCAAAAUCACGAGCAAUUAGUUUGUCUUUUGAACUUGUGGAAACUCAUCUCUUUUGGAAUAGUUUUUAGAGUAAUUAUGUUUUUUUCUCAUUAUUGAUUGCUUUUAAUGACUUUGCAAUUUUUCAGACUAUUGUGGUUUGUUUGAACUCAUUUUUAUUGUUUGUCAUUUUCUUAUUAUUUAUUUGAGCCAAUGAGGUAACGUUCCUAUUUUGGAUCGGGUCACAAAACAUUUCGCAUUACUGUUUUAUUUUUACCAUGCUUUCGAUUUUCUUUGUUAAUCUUUAAUAUAAAAUUGGAAGUUGUGCUACUGUAAUAUAUUCUUUCUAAAUUAUACAAAAACUAAUUUUAAUGUAAUGUCUAUGUUUUCCAAUGCAGCUUUAAUGCACUUAAACAUUUAUUUAAGAGGAUAUAUUGUAUGUCCUUGUAAACCACAUAAUGGAGACACACCGUAAAACAUUCUUACCUGAUAGAAUUCCAGAUGAAAUGUUGUCAUAUUGCCCGAAAGGCCUCACCUCUUACUAGCCAAAGAGUCACACAAUCUCCUGUUGUCAUUGUACAUCUCGAAAGUGUGAAAAAUAUGUUGACCUACAUUAUCUGUCUGUUUUUCCUACCUUGUUCUUGGAAUGACUGAAAUCUGAGACAAAAAUUGGGCAUGUUUGAAAGGUGAUCAGCCUUGAUUAUUUGAAUAACAAAACCAUGCACAUGCUCAUACAAGGAGGGUAAAGUGGCCAUAACACACACACACACAUAAACACACACACAGUCGCGCAACAGGUGUAAGCGAAUAUUUCAGUGCAUAACCGAGAGGCUUUUCCCAUGCUCACACCUGCUGCCAUUACCUUAGGCCAGAGCGCCCUAAAAGACUGAAGGAAACAGGUAGAAAGAUAGAUGAAGAGAGAGAUAGAUCUCCUUUCACAAUCAUUGUUCGUCCUUCAGGCUGUUAUCCAAGCAAAAGUGCCUGUGUUCAGUCUGAUUCACGGCUGCUUUGAAGCCUUUACGGGGGCAGUUAUUUGCCUUUCCAUUGUGCCUCUCGUAUGAUUAUUGCCUAAAGCCGGAGGCAGAAGGAAAGAUGGAUUCAACAUGCAAGAUGGUCAUAAGUGUUACACGCAAGAAUCAUUUCCCUCCUGUCAGAGUUCUCUGUAACGUGGCACGAGAAACUAUUUGCUACUGCAAUUCUGUCUAAUGUAUAAAUGAAGAGUUUGAUUAUUGUCUAACAGUGCCUCAGUGUUUGAAUCUAUAAAUAAACAAUUUUCUUAA